Striga asiatica is the source of this 1532-nucleotide messenger RNA. The record is from the annotation of a GenBank genome assembly. Lineage: Eukaryota; Viridiplantae; Streptophyta; Magnoliopsida; Lamiales; Orobanchaceae.
CAAAAUGUUUGCCAAUGCGAUGGCUUUGGCACCUAUAUUUUAAACCCCUAAUUCCUAAACCCUAACACCUCCAUAUCUUCUUCAUCCUCUCGCUUCCACAGCAAACAAGCAUUGUCUCAGAGAAGUAAAAACCUGAAACCAUGAAGGAACAUAAUACUGCAAAAGUCCCGGUGUGGGAUUUGCCUGAUGUCCCAAAGGGAACUUUGCCCUCGCACCUCCAACUUCAGAGGACUCGUGUUCACUGUAAUUUCGAUGCGCCUACACAUACGGAGAGUAUUGCAUACUCGGGUGCCUUUACCGCAAUGGGAGUGGAUAACAGUUUGAGACUGGAGGAAUUUCGCAAUAAAUUCAGGGUGGAAGUAGUUAGACUCACAGAAGAUGACAUGGAAUUUGAUAUGAUUGGAAUUGAUGCUGCUAUUGCCAAUGCUUUCCGAAGAAUUCUCAUAGCUGAGCUUCCGACUAUGGCUAUUGAAAAGGUUCUCGUUGCAAAUAACACCUCUGUGAUUCAAGAUGAGGUGCUUGCCCAUAGACUGGGUCUUAUUCCACUUAAAGUCGAUCCAAGGCUCUUCAAUUAUAAGUCAGAAACUGAUGAACCGAAUGAGAAGAAUACCAUUGUCUUUAAACUUCAUGUACGUUGUGAAAAAAAGAGCCCACGUAUUAAAGUGACGACUAAUGACCUGGAGUGGCUACCAAAUGGCAGUGAGUUCGUAUUAAGUACACAGAACCCAACUCCAGAUUCAAAUACAAAGACACAAACCUAUACUUCAUUCAAUUGUAGCCAGGUGUCCUUUCCAGAAUUUGUGAACAACCCAAUUGGCCCCAAAGAUAAAGAUAUACUUAUAGCUAAGCUUGGAGCUGGACAGGUUGUCCUAUUGCAAGAAAUUGAAGAUGAAAUGGCUGAAGAACUCGUGAGGAAAUGUCCUGUUGGAGUUUUUGAUAUUGAAGAUGUUGGUCAGAGAAAAGCAACUGUAGCAAGACCUCGAUCGUGUACUCUAUGUCGUGAAUGCAUAAGAGGAGAUGGUUGGGAUAAGCUUGUGGCACUCAGGCGCGUGAAAGAUCAUUUCAUUUUUACAAUUGAAUCUACGGGUGCAUUACCUCCUGAAGUACUAUUCACUGAAGCCGUGAAGAUUUUGGAAGAUAAGUGUGAACGUGUGAUGACUCAGCUUUCUUGAGUUUCUCCCAAGGAGGAAAUUUGUGAAGCAAGGGCAUUGCUUGCUUUGUUAUGUUGCAUAAUAGUUAUUUUGUCCUUGAAGAAUUCAGAAAAUUGAUGUCUUGUUAUCGUGUAUUUUGCCGUGAAACUCCUCUCUGUGUGCUGAAAUUACAGCCAUAUUUAAAGUCCUCGACAGGAAUUUUGACAAGGGGUUUCUUAUCAAAAGAGACGCGACGUGAUGAUGAUGAUGAUGAUGACGACUUUAAACAUGUAGGCCAAAAUAUGAAUUUACAUUAGUCAUAUAUAAAAUUAAUUGCAUUUGUAGAUUUGUUAGUCACUUUGAUAUUUCAUUCUGGUCUUGGUACUUGUUGCUUGAAACACG